AUGGCGCCUUCUCUGAGACCCCAGGCGCGGCUGCGGCCGCCGGGGAUGCUGCUCCGCGCGCUCCUUGCACUGCUGCUCUUCAGCUCCCUUCCAGGAGUGUGGUGCUUUAGCGAACUGUUUUUUAUGAAAGAACCACAGGAUGUAACUGUCACGAGAAAGGACCCAGUCAUAUUAGAUUGCCAGGCUCACGGAGAAGUUCCCAUCAAGGUCACGUGGUUGAAAAAUGGAGUGAAACUGUCUGAAAAUAAACGGAUCCAAGUUCUUUCUAACGGCUCUUUAUACAUCAGUGAGGUGGAAGGCAGGCGCGGAGAGCAGUCCCACGAAGGAUUUUAUCAGUGCUUGGCGGUGAACAAAUACGGAGCCAUUCUUAGUCAGAAAGCUCACCUCACCUUAUCAACUAUUUCUGCAUUUGAAGUACAACCAGUUUCCACAGAAGUCCAGGAUGGAGGAGUUGCCAGAUUUGCCUGCAAGAUUUCCUCUAACCCUCCUGCAGUCAUAACAUGGGAAUUCAAUCGGACAGCUCUGCCGAUGACUGUGGACAGGGUAACGACCCUGCCAACAGGUGUGCUACAGAUUUAUGAUGUUGGCCAGAGGGAUGCUGGAACUUACCGUUGUGUUGCUGCAACUGUAGCCCACCGGCGUAAAAGUAUGGAGGCCUCGCUUGUCGUGAUCCCAGCUGAGGAGUCUAAACCCUUCCACACACCAACGAUUAUAGCAGGCCCACAGAACAUGACUGUGUCUCUUCAUCAGACCGUUGUUUUGGAAUGCAUGGCCACAGGAAAUCCUAAGCCUAUCAUUUCUUGGAGCCGUCUUGAUCACAAAUCCAUUGAUGUCUUUAAUACCCGGGUGCUUGGAAAUGGUAAUCUCAUGAUUUCUGAUGUCAAGCUGCAGCAUGCUGGAGUCUAUGUUUGUCGGGCCACAACUCCUGGCACACGCAACUUCACAGUUGCUAUGGCAACUUUAACUGUAUUAGCUCCUCCUUCAUUUGUUGAAUGGCCAGAGAGUUUAACGAGACCUCGAGCUGGCACUGCGCGAUUUGUGUGUCAGGCAGAAGGAAUUCCCUCACCCAAAAUGUCAUGGUUGAAAAAUGGAAGAAAGAUCCAUUCAAAUGGUAGAAUUAAGAUGUACAACAGUAAACUGGUAAUUAACCAAAUAAUUCCUGAAGAUGAUGCGAUUUACCAGUGCAUGGCUGAGAAUAGCCAAGGAUCUGUUUUAUCCAGAGCCAGACUGACUGUGGUAAUGUCAGAAGACCGACCCAGCGCCCCCUAUAACGUGCAUGCUGAAACCAUGUCGAGUUCAGCCAUCCUCUUAGCUUGGGAGAGGCCACUGUAUAAUUCAGACAAAGUCAUCGCUUACUCUGUGCACUACAUGAAGGCAGAAGGUUUAAAUAAUGAAGAAUAUCAAGUAGUCCUUGGGAAUGACACGACUGAUUAUAUUAUCGAUGACUUGGAACCUGCCAGCAAUUAUACUUUCUAUAUUGUGGCUUAUAUGCCAAUGGGAGCCAGCCAGAUGUCUGACCAUGUUACACAGAAUACUCUAGAGGAUGUUCCUCUGAGACCUCCUGAAAUCAGCUUGACAAGUCGAAGUCCCACCGAUAUUCUCAUCUCUUGGCUUCCGAUCCCAGCCAAAUACCGGCGUGGCCAAGUGGUGCUGUAUCGCCUGUCCUUCCGCCUAAGCACUGAGAGCUCCAUCCAAGUUCUGGAGCUCCCAGGGACCACACAUGAGUACCUUUGGGAAGGUUUGAAGCCUGACAGUGUCUAUCUGGUCCGGAUUACUGCAGCCACCAGAGUGGGGCUGGGAGAGUCAUCAGUGUGGACUUCACAUAGGACGCCCAAAGCUACAAGUGUGAGAGCUCCCAGGUCUCCGGAGUUACAUUUGGAACCCUUAAAUUGUACCACCAUUUCGGUGAAAUGGCAGCGAGACGCUGAGGACACCGCAGCCAUCCAGGGCUACAAGCUGUACUACAAAGAAGAAGGGCAGCAGGAGAACGGACCCUUUUUCUUGGAUACCCGGGACCUUCUCUAUACUCUGAGUGGCUUGGACCCCAGAAGAAAAUACCACGUGAGGCUGCUGGCUUAUAACAACAUGGAGGAUGGCUAUCAGGCCGACCAGACCGUCAGCACGCCGGGCUGCGUGUCUGUCCGAGAUCGCAUGGUGCCGCCUCCACCGCCACCCCACCAUCUCUAUGCCAAGGCCAACAGCUCGUCCUCCAUCUUCCUGCACUGGAGGAGGCCUGCCUUCAGCACCGCCCAAGUCAUUAACUACACCAUCCGCUGUAACCCCGUGGGCCUGCAGAACGCAUCUCUGGUUGUGUACCUUCAGACGUCAGAAACUCACAUGUUGGUUCAAGGUUUAGAAUCAGACACCAAGUAUGAAUUUGCUGUUCGACUGCAUGUGGAUCAGCUGUCCAGUCCUUGGAGCCCUGUGGUCUACCAUUCUACACUUCCAGAAGCACCAGCAGAUUCACCAGUGGGAGUGAAGAUGGCACCCAUUGAAGAUGACACUGCUCUGGGUUCUUGGCAACCCCCUGAGGGCCCAGAGACGGUUGUGACACACCACACUAUCCUGUAUGCAUCCCAGAAGGCCUGGAUUGCAGAGGAAUGGCAGGUCCUUCACCAAGAAGUUUAUUCAGGCUAUUACCACCUGGACCAGAAGUCAAUGACUGGCAUUGCUGUAGGUGUCGGCAUAGCCCUGACCUGCAUCCUGGUCUGUGUUCUCAUCUUGAUAUACCGAAGUAAAGCCAGAAAAUCAGCUGCUUCUAAGACAGCACAGAAUGGACCCCAGCAGAUCCCUUGCACCAUUACCUCCUCAGCGAGUAGGACUGACGUGGCAAAGAACCUGCAAAGAGCUGCUGAAAAUGAAGACUCUUUACUGCCAAUGAUCGUGCCCAACAGCUUCCUUGAUGCCAAGGGAGGAACCGACCUAAUAAUUAACAGUUAUGGUCCUAUAGUUAAAAGCAACUCUAAGAAAAAAUGGUUUCUCUUUCAAGACUCUAAGAAGAAAAAAGUUGAGCAGCCUCAAAGAAGAUUUACUCAAGCCGUCUGCUUUUACCAGCCAGGCACUACUGUGCUCAUUGGUGGUGAAGACUCUCCCGGCUCCCCACACCAGACAGCCAGCUUCCCAAGACCCUUUAGUGGGACGGUGGAUCCUGAGCAUUCAGCAAAUAGUGAAGGUAGCCACGAGACUGGGGAUUCUGGAAGGUUCUCCCAUGAGUCCAGUGAUGAAAUACACCUGUCGUCCGUCAUCAGUUCGACACCUCCAACCUCCAGUUCCCUCACUGGCAGUGAUUCUGGGGACAACCCAACGACGAGCAAGUGUGAAGACCCUGCAGUGCCACCUGCUGCGGAGUCGACCCCAGCUUCCAUAACUUCCAUGGGUGGCAACUUUGCAUCCGAUCUGCUGCCACAGGGUGUUUUUGCCGAACGAUGUGAUACUCUGCUGCGCACCUGGAGGCCUACACUGUGCCGCCUGCUGAAUUCCAGGUAUGACUGGCAUAGUGGCGACCGGAAUACUGACCCGCAGCUCCCCGAGAGAAGUAAAGAUAACUCACUAUCAGAUCUCGUGGAUAAAACUACAAGCGACUUCUGGCUAUUGGUUAUGCCAGCGUUGUCUUUUGAGGCUGACUGCACUCCAGUGGUACCUGUUCCUCCUGUAGCUGUUGAGAUUGUUUAUCUCCGGUUUCCGACACUGUGCAAAGUGGUGAUUCUGACAUCAAAACUAACUCCAGUGCUUUGCCUGACUGAAUAUAGAGUCUGCACCUACAGACUCUCUAAUGGGAUCAUAAGUAAACCUAACGAAAUGCAAGGAAAACAAUUUUCUUUAAAAGGACAAAAGAUGUCAGAGCUAGAAGAGACUUCGGAGGUGGAGCCCCAUCGACUUGCGCCCAUCGAAAAGCCCAGACUCAAGGUUUCCCAAGUUCUCAGAUCUCACAGCCCCACGGAUGAAUAG
Ochotona curzoniae (black-lipped pika) is the source of this 3948-nucleotide messenger RNA. It is a transcript of the gene PRTG, whose product is annotated as protogenin. Bases 1 to 3948 code for a protein of 1315 amino acids. The transcript has 23 exons. Gene Ontology annotation, molecular function: protein binding. Gene Ontology annotation, biological process: axon guidance; cell-cell adhesion. Gene Ontology annotation, cellular component: axon; plasma membrane. NCBI's taxonomy places the organism in Eukaryota, Metazoa, Chordata, Mammalia, Lagomorpha, Ochotonidae. The record is from RefSeq and is a predicted model, not a curated record.